AUGCCUUCGCCUCGCCAGUCGCCUGGAAACACAUCGACCAUGUCGACCUUCCAGCCCGAGUUCGAGUCAACACAGCAAUUCGAUACGGCCACCCAGUCGCUGCAACUGCCCAACCUUCGAUCCAGUGCACAGCGCUUCAACUACUACAAUCCACCCCAGCCCGAAAUGCACAUCGACUCGUCCUUUGUGCGCGACAGCUUCCCAGACUUUACCGAAAAGUCCCCUUCACCCUCGCCCGAGGCCUCCAUGUCCAUCGAAGCAGGACGCGGCAAGAAAGGCAGCCCCAAGAGCUUCGACAUGUCUGAUAUUCCACUGCCAACUGACAGCCUCUACGACCUGCACAGCACUCCGCCGAGAAGCACGCGUCCCACACCCAGGAAGACCGACAGCCUGAGGAAAGAAGCGUCAUUGCGACGCGCUCAUUCGAGUGAUAAGAGAGCCAAUGCUUCGCAGCGCCGCUCCCUGUCCGACAUGCAUCACAAGGUCCGCCACGAGAGUGACUCUUCAUUUGUUGGCGAGGAACGUCCAAUUACUCAAACUGUGCAACCACGAAACACACGCUUCACUUCAGCUACCCUGCCCACCUCUUACUCUCACGACCAAGGCCUGCAAUCGGCAUCUACACCUCAGCGUCCGCUUCAGAACCCUACCGCUACCUGGACUGGUACUCAGACUCAAGCUUCGUUCAUGCUUCCUGAUCUUCCAAACAUCACUGAACUUGUGUCAGGCGUACGCAAGGAUGGCACCCCAGUAUUCUCGCGCUCACAAAAGUCACGCUCGCGCUUUACUUCUGCAUUAUACAACAACCCCACCAUCACAAACACCAUCGCCCAUGCAAACAUCAACUCGAUCGCCGUGCCCGACGAAGAGAAAGCAAUCUUUGCUUCGCUACAGCUUCUCAAAGACAAGGUCGCAAACCUCGAAGCAGAGAAAAGUGAAGCUCAAAAGAGACUGGAAGAAUAUGAAACAGAGGUUGGUCAACUCAAGUCGCGUCUCGAUGUUGAGCAGAAGUUGCGACGACCCGACAGUGCAUUGGGCGAGGACGAUGAUAGCAGCGCCAAAGAGAAAUGGCGCGUCCAGAGAGCUACCUUGCAAUCUACCAUCAAGACUUUGCAAGACCGUCUUGAUCGCGGCGAGCGCAAACUUUCUGUCAACGACAUCGCUGUCAAGCGUUUGACUCAAGAACGUGAUGACCUGGUCACCCAGCUUGGCGUUGCUUACUACAACGCCGAGGAGUUCAAGAACGAGAACAUGCAAUUACGCGACUCGAACGAACACUUAGAAGCCGAUGUCGAAGCUCUACAAGCAGAGAACAGUCGUCUGCGCAUCAGACUCGCCCAAAUCAAGGCUCAAUUCAAUGAAGAAACACAGCAGUGGAACUCACGCGAGUCUGAUGUGAGACAGCCUGUUCAGGAUCGCAAGUCCAAGUCGUCCAAGUCACGCUCUACUCAGGAAAACGAACAGCCUGCAAGCAAGCCCAAAUCCAGCGGAAGACUUGGCCAGGACACGAAGCACAAUAUCUUGGAUAGCAUCGAGAAUGAGAUCAAGAGAUCACGCUCUGCUGCUGCACCUGCCAAUCUUCGCUCUCGCUCUCGUUCCAAAUCCAAUACUCGUCAGAACACCUCGAAGCCUCAACGCGUCGUCGACAUUAGCGACGUUGAAUCGACGACCAACCUGGACUUCUCUAGACCUGUCAGAGAUGGACUCGUGGAAAACGACGAAGACUCCAGAGAUAUCACCUACCUGAGCUUCCUUGAUCCUAGAGAAUUGGCAAAGCUGCGAAAAACCCUUGAGGAAGAACGCCGUGCUUCGAAGACGGCGCGUGCUGUAUCUGCACACCAAACACAGGAGAAUGCGACUUCCACAAAUAUGACUGCUGUACCUCGCAAAUCUUCUCUCAGAGAUGUAACCAAUCACGACACAGGACGUUUCACGAUCAGAUCUCAGGUCGAUGAGAACACUGGCCUUCUCAAGAACGUGCGUAUCCAAUCGCCUCACGCUUCCGAUGCCAUCUCAUACUCUGAGCCAAGAGAGUCGGUUGAGGCAUCGUUUGUGAGUACUUCAUCACGCCGAAGGAACCGCAGUAAGAGUAUCGAGGAAAUGACCUCUGCCUUUAUUCUGCCCGAUAUCACUCUCCAUGCUGGUCCGGGAGCCGAAGCUACCAUGGCAAGCGCAGUCGGUGAUGUCUCUCAUGACAACUUGAACUGCACCGCCUGUCCGUCUCAGGAUUUGCAAGACAAGGAAGUCACAAUUCCUCAGCCUAUCCCUGUCUCUGAGCGCAAUAUAGAUGACACGAACGCAACUAUUCGACCUUCUCGACCUCCACCUGUUGCGCUGGCAACCGUCCUGAAGCAACUCGAAGACGAGGUCAAACACCUCAAACUCCAACUUCAGAGUUACGAGAAGAUGUACAACAGACACGAUCCUGCUCUAGGUCGCCGCAAGCGCCUUGCUGUGAAACAGAAGAUGGACGCUCUGAUGGCUGAGAUUGAACGCCGUAGCGAUCAGAUCUAUGCUCUCUACGACGUUCUCGAGGGCCAGAUGUCACCCGCCGCAGACACAGAUGGCGAACAGAGACUUCAAGAGAUGGAUGACGAGCAAGUGGAAGAAACGUUGCAGAGUCUGGGUAUUGAUGUUGAUGAGUUGGCACAGAGAGCUCGGGGGGUCAAGGAAGUACAACGUCAUCCGUUGGGUCUUGAUGGAAUUGAUGAGGAGAGUGAUGUUGAAUUGCCAUGGGGCGGCUUCAGUGAUGAGAGUGAGGUGGAAGAGGUGCAGUUGCCCAGAAGACGCACAAUGAACAGGGCUGUCAGUGCUUAG
Aureobasidium melanogenum CBS 110374 is the source of this 2817-nucleotide messenger RNA. RefSeq lists its product as uncharacterized. The transcript has a single exon. Gene Ontology annotation, molecular function: microtubule binding. NCBI's taxonomy places the organism in Eukaryota, Fungi, Ascomycota, Dothideomycetes, Dothideales, Saccotheciaceae. Bases 1 to 2817 code for a protein of 938 amino acids. The record is from RefSeq and is a predicted model, not a curated record.